GAGAGAGAUUAAUUAAUGAUUAAUUAGACGUUAAUUAGAGUCCUGUGUUUUUACUGUGAGCUCUGCUGAUUGGCUGAUGGGUAAUGUUUGUUAAAACGCGGAUGUUUAGGGGUUUAUUGGGUUUGCUUUAGGACCGGUUCCUGUGUGUGUGAGUGUGUAUGAGAGAGAGAGUGUGUGUGUGUGUGUGUGUGUGUGUCAGAGAGUGUGUGUGUGUGUGUGUGUGUGAUUGCCGCUCUUGGUGCUGUUUUGCGCGCGAGGAUUUAAAUGGUGAGCGCACGCGAGGGGGAGGAGAGGAUCAGUGGAGCACGCGUUCUGUAACCAUGCAUUAGAGUGAGUCGCGUCCCUCGUUCACUAGCUGUAGGGACCCUAACUAGGAGACAUGGAGAGUGCAGGCUGCGUUCAGAAACCCAUCCAUCACCCAACCUGCGGCGUCGGACACGCACACGGUGACGACGCGUGGACGCGUGGAGAGGAGCGCGUCCACUUCAGCACGGCGGACACGCCCAAGGAGAAUAUGUCCAGCUCCCAGAGACGGGGGAGAGACAGACACUACCUGUCUCACUCUCAGUGGUGUGAGACUCCCAAACUGACCAGGAAGGACGUGUCUCUGCGCAGACGUCUCCUCACGUCCAAAUCCAUGACCGUGGUGAAGACACCGAGCUGCAGGGACGCAUGCACACAUGGAGCGUCGGAGUCUCCGGACGUCCUCCUGAGGGGUCCGCUCUCCUACAGCACGCUGAGGUCAGACGCAGUGACCACUUCCUGCAUGAAGCGCCGUCUGGUGUUCUCCCAGGCUGUGACGUCCACGCUGGAGGACGGGGGGGACGGGGCGAGCCCCCCUCUGUCUGAGCCUGACUUGGAUGAGAGCAUCAUCUCGGGGCUGUUGCCGUCGGAGACGCCGGAGAUGCUGCGGGAACGAGACAGCUUCCGGACCCCUGUGACCCGUCUGGUCGCCGAUCUGUCUGAGAGCCUGAGCGUGCUGAGCACUCCUUCGCGCACUCCGCUCUCCGGACUGGACGCGGCUGAGGACAGCGGCUUCGGCUCACUGCGAUUGGACGGCUCGGAGGACGGCAGUGAUGACGGCUCUUUCCAGGAGGGGGCGCCGCAGGUCGCGUUCGGCCGAGACCACCGCCGCUCCAGACUCGAACGCCAGCGCAGACUGUCCACACUCAGGGAGGGCUCACAGUCAGACGACGAGGUCAAAGGUCAGCGCGUGAAUGGGCGGGGCCUAAAGCUGGAGGAAGAGGUGUUUGCAGAGACUCCACCCCUUAGGGCGAUGCAACGCGACCUGUCGCUCACUCCUGCGCUGCAGGCCAUGGAGGCCCUCAGCCGCUCCUUCACUCUGUCACACGACCUCUCACACGACCCCGACCAGCCAAUCACAGCACGCCUGCCGCUCUCACACCUGAUUGGCCGGAAGAUGGGUUUAGGCAAGUUGGAUGUUCUCACCGAGCUCCAUGUGAGGAACCUGCACCACGUCUUGUCCUCGAUCCUGCAGCUGCUCUCCACCAGAGACAUACACACGUGUUCUCAGGUGUGUGACUCCUGGAGCGAUAUAAUCCUGCAGGACAGGAAGGCCAAUCGCAGAAGGAGGAUGUACGAACGAGAGCAGAAACACGCACUGGAGAUGGGUGGGGCUGCUCGUGUGGUGGAUGCAGAGACGCGGUUAGCGCUAGCAUGUCGCUCAGCGCUCGGCAGCGUUCAGGCUCAGGCUAAAACUCCCAGCACUCGCGCACACACUCCUGCUGCCAGCGGCGCUCGCGCACACACUCCACCCUCCACCAAACGCCAGCAGUUCCUGCAGGUUGCGAAGACGCUGUUCAGUGAAGAGUGUUUGCGUCCGUGUCCCCGGUGUGAACGUCCCGCUCGCUGUCACUCUGUAAAGGCUGAAGGAGUGUGUAGCUGGAGUGAGUGUGUGUUCCAUUUCUGCACUUCCUGUCUGAGGGCCUAUCACGGCUCGGCUGACUGCACACGCCUUCCCAACAUGCGCACAUGCAGGAAGGGGCGGAGCCAUUUGUUACCAGGCAGCGCACAGAGCAAACGCAAUGUCAAGAGACUGUGACAUGCGCGCACGCGCACGCACACACACACACACACACACAUACAUACAUACAUACAUACAUACAUACAUACACACAAGAGGAGAUCUAACAUGUUCAUGAUGGAGAGCCACUGAGAGUGUGUGUGUGUGUUCUCUCAGGCUGCUAAAGAAUGUGUGUGUUGUGUGUGUCCUCAGGCUGUUAGACUGUGUAUGUGUGUGUGUGUAUGAGAUUGUAAAUGAUUAACUCAGUGACUACACAUUCUUAUGUACAGUACACACUGUUUGUAAAUGUGUGUCCAUAUAUUGUUAAGAUGUUCAGUGAUUGUGUGUGUGAUGUACAUUCCUCCUUUUUUAUGGAUUGUUUUAAUAAAGUCUUUUUAUUCCUUUA
Messenger RNA from Pangasianodon hypophthalmus (striped catfish), 2429 nucleotides. It is a transcript of the gene fbxo43, whose product is annotated as F-box protein 43. Gene Ontology annotation, biological process: negative regulation of meiotic nuclear division; regulation of mitotic nuclear division. Lineage: Eukaryota; Metazoa; Chordata; Actinopteri; Siluriformes; Pangasiidae. Gene Ontology annotation, cellular component: nucleus. Gene Ontology annotation, molecular function: protein binding. The record is from RefSeq and is a predicted model, not a curated record. The transcript is spliced from 5 exons. Bases 380 to 2062 code for a protein of 560 amino acids.